Messenger RNA from Marmota flaviventris (yellow-bellied marmot), 2858 nucleotides. It is a transcript of the gene Spart, whose product is annotated as spartin. NCBI's taxonomy places the organism in Eukaryota, Metazoa, Chordata, Mammalia, Rodentia, Sciuridae. The record is from RefSeq and is a predicted model, not a curated record. Gene Ontology annotation, cellular component: plasma membrane. Gene Ontology annotation, biological process: cell division; negative regulation of BMP signaling pathway.
UGCCGCGGCCAGGCGGGGAGCUCUCUGGGCGGCGCCGUAGCGCCCGAGAUCUGGAAGGCACAGUUAUGGAGCAAGAGCCACAAGAUGGAGAACCUGCUGAAAUCAAGAUCAUCAAGGAAGCAUAUAAAAAAGCCUUUUUAUUUGUUAAUAAAGGACUGAAUACAGAUGAAUUAGGUCAGAAGGAAGAAGCAAAGAACUACUAUAAACAAGGAAUAGGACACCUGCUCAGGGGAAUCAGCAUUGUAUCAACUGAAGCUGAACACACAGGCCCUGAGUGGGAAUCUGCUAGACAAAUGCAACAGAAAAUGAAAGAAACACUACAGAAUGUACGCACGAGGUUAGAAAUUCUAGAGAAGGGCCUUGCUACUUCUCUGCGGAAUGACCUUCAGGAGGUACCUAAGUUAUAUCCAGAAUUUCCACCUAAAGACAUAUGUGAAAAGUCACCAGAGCCUCAGUCCUUUAAUUUACCUCCUCAGCAUGCUGAAGUAGAUGGAAACACUUCAGCCUUAAGUGCAGGGUUGGUGGCUACACCUUCUUUGUCCUUGCCAUCUCCAGGCUGUCCAUCAGAAGCUCCUCCUGCUUAUACCCCUCAGGCUGCAGAGGGUCACUACACUGUGUCCUAUGGAACAGAUUCUGGGGAGUUUUCGUCAGUGGGAGAAGACUUCUAUAGGAAUCAUUCUCAGCCACCUCCUCUUGAGACCUUAGGGCUAGAUGCAGACGAGUUGAUUUUGAUACCAAAUGGAGUACAGAUUUUUUUUGUAAAUCCUGCAGGGGAGGUUAGUGCACCUUCAUAUCCUGGGUACCUUCGAAUUGUGAGAUUCUUGGAUAAUUCUCUUGAUACAGUUCUAAACCGUCCUCCUGGGUUUCUUCAGGUUUGUGACUGGUUGUACCCUCUGGUUCCUGAUAGAUCCCCAGUUCUGAAAUGUACUGUAGGUGCCUAUAUGUUUCCUGAUACAAUGUUACAAGCAGCAGGUUGCUUUGUGGGAGUUGUCUUGUCUUCUGAGUUACCAGAAGAUGAUAGAGAACUCUUUGAGGAUCUGUUAAGACAAAUGUCUGAUCUUCGGCUCCAGGCCAACUGGCAAACGGCAGAAGGGGAAAAUGAAUUCCAAAUCCCUGGAAGAGCAAGAUGCCCCUCUGACCAAUUGAAGGAAGAAGCUUCUGCCACUUCAUUAGACCAAGGCAACAAGGAUAUGCGUCAUAGAGGAAAACGUGGAAAAAAGACUAAAGAUACUUCAAAUGAAGAAAUUAAUCUGAGUCACAUUGUACCCUGUGAGCCUGUUUCAGAAGAAAAAGCAAAAGAAUUGCCUGAAUGGAGUGAGAAAGUGGCUCAAAACAUUUUAUCAGGUGCUUCCUGGGUGAGUUGGGGUUUAGUCAAAGGUGCUGAAUUUACUGGUAAAGCAAUCCAGAAAGGUGCCUCUAAACUCCGAGAACGAAUUCAACCAGAAGAAAAACCAGUGGAAGUUAGUCCAGCUGUCACCAAGGGACUUUAUAUAGCAAAGCAGGCUACAGGAGGAGCAGCGAAAGUCAGCCAGUUCCUAGUUGAUGGAGUUUGCACUGUAGCAACUUGUGUUGGAAAAGAACUGGCUCCACAUGUUAAGAAGCAUGGAAGCAAACUUGUUCCAGAAUCUCUUAAAAGAGACAAAGAUGGGAAGUCUACCCUGGAUGGAGCUAUGGUUGUUGCAGCAAGUAGCGUUCAAGGAUUUUCAACUGUCUGGCAGGGAUUGGAAUGUGCAGCUAGAUGCAUUGUUAACAAUGUUUCAGCAGAAACUGUACAAACUGUCAGAUACAAAUAUGGGCAUAAUGCAGGAGAAGCUACACACCAUGCAGUGGAUUCUGCCAUCAAUGUUGGUGUAACUGCCUAUAAUAUUGACAACAUUGGUAUCAAAGCAGUGGUGAAGAAAACUGCAAAACAAACAGGACAAAAACUCCUUGAGGACUAUCAAAUACCUGGUGCUUCUCGGGGAGAAAGUCAAGAAGGAGCAGCAACUGCAAAUAUGAGAAAAGAGAAGGAUGAAAAGACAGAAGAAGUAGAAAAGAAAGAAGGAAAGAAGAAAGAUAAAUAGUGAAAGUGCUGGGAAUCACCUAUACCAAAGCCUUACCAGAUGGAGGAAAUUCUAUUUAAUAGGCAAAUGUGGAAUUCCCUGAAAAUUAAUCAGUAUUUUUUAAAAUGCAUUCAUUCCUACAAAGUGACUGUCCUAUGUUUUAUGACAUGUAUUCCACUUACACAAGGAAAAUAAUCAGUAUUCUUGCACCUGGCCUUUAGAAGUUUGCAGUUAUAUUCUCAGUAAAUUUAUUUUUUCCCAAAAUGCAGCCAAAAUAUUUUUGCAGUUAAAAUAAAGCUUAUAAUACAUGUGCUAUAACCCUCAUUAAACUUAUUAUAAAACUAUUUUUAUAUGUUAUCUUUCAGAAAGUAGAAAAUUAUAUAUUUACAUAAAAUUUGGCAUUUAGUAACCUUAGUUCUAUUUAUAGUGGGAAGGAAUGACUUAACAUAAUGCCUCUUUUUGCACUAAUUGUGGAUCUUUUUAGACAGUUGUCAGAAUUUUCAGUGUGGAAGCUAAACAAAAACUAUAAUCUGAGCUAAAAGAAUUCUUAGAUAAUAUUUUAAAAGUGUUUUCAAAACAAGGAUGAAGUUGGAUCAUGAAAAAUGAGGUUCUGUAAAAUUAUUUGGUAGCUUAUAUGUUGGUUCUGAAAUGAGAUUUUUUUAAAUUUAAAAUCAAUACAAAUAAAUCUAAAUCUUUUGGAUUGAGAAUGGUAUUGAUUUAUUAAGAGCCUAGAAAAGUUUUCAGUAUGAUUGAUAUUGCAUUAAAAUUUGGAGUGAUUAUUAUCAGCUUAAUUGGACAAAAAGUACUCUAAGAAAU